CAAAAAACAGCCCAUGUCAGGCCUCAGGUGGUGCAGCCAGCAGGGAGGUGGAGACAUAGGCCCUGGGCUAAUGCCAUCCCUGGCCAGGGCCAGCGUCACAACUUCUUUCCCUAACUGCGUGAUUAAACCCACUCGCAGAACAUGCCAGGUGCUCCUCCUGGAGACACCCCUGGGAGCCCCUUCCCUCCUGCUGUGUCCUUGUCCUGCCAGCCAGUGUCACCCUGGGGCUACCUGCAUUGCGGCCUGGAAAUUCCCUAUGACGACAGUCUCUUGGGUUCAGCCCCUGCUUCCCAGGGCACCCCCAGCUGAGAUUCCUCUGCAUCCCUGACUCUUCCUCCACUGAACGUGUUCAGGGGCAUCCCUGGCUCUGAAAUAUCAUGACCCAUUCCCUGUGCUGAGCUGCCAGGGGGGCCCUGUCCGCCCAGAAGACCACAUCCUUCAGUUCUAGGGCAUUUCUCUCUCUUAUCUUUCUGGAACUCCUGUUAAUCGGGGUUUGGACCUUCAGGAAUAGUUCCCUAGUUUUCCUAGUGUUUUCCCCUACUUUCUACAGCUUCAUCUUUUUCUACUCAGGGAGAUUUCCUCAACUUUACCUUCCGUCUCCUGUUUAUGUUUUUAGUUCUGCCAUCAUAUUUUGGUUUCCACAAGCCCUCUCUUUCUCCAACCAUUGCUUGUUACUUGGACGCUGUAUCUCCUCUUCUCUUGCAUGGCAGUGCCUGGUUUCUAGGCUUUUUCCUGCCUUGUGCAUCGUUUUCUCCUGGUUCUUUUCUUAUGGUUUCUAUGUUUCAUGUCAGAGGUUUCUCUAAAGUGUCUGGUGACACCUGGCCUCCCCUUCUCUCUGCGUCUUGGCCAGGAAGAGAGGCGGGGGGCAGAUCAACAUGACCCUUUAGCACAGCCAGGGUCAGCAUCUCACCGAGGACCCUCCAGUGUCAGUGGUGGUUGGGGGAAUCGUUUGUAUUUUUUUAAUCAGUCUCCAGCCUGGAGGGUCCAGGUCUGGGGACUGCUACCUGGGGCUGUUCUAGCCUGUUGCAGGGUAGAGGAGAGGUACUCCCACUGUCCCCAACUUUGAUGGCCCUUCAAGCCCAGCCUGGCCCAGAGCAGCUGGUCACUCAUGGAGCAAGAGGAGGGUGAGAAGGGCCCCCCUCUGCCCGGUGCUGCCCUACUGUCCUGCGUAGUCCAGCCAGAGCCCAGGCCUGCACCGCACCCAAGGAUGACGGCGUUUGCUGACAGGCCCCGCCUUCUCUGAGGAUAGUUUGGGGGCCACAUGUUGUCCUUAGAGCUGGUUCACAGGGUCCCAUCCUCACCCUAGGCAGCUUCUCCAAGGUCCCCUGGGAGGGGCUCUGGGCGAGUCUGUCCCCUGGAACUGCUGUGCCUCUCGAGUGUUCGGCGCCCCUGCGAGCCCUCCCCAGGGCCCUGUUCCCCCGUCGUCAGGAUGGCGGUGUGGACCCCGGGGACCCCAGGCUCCUUCUUGCCUCAACCAUGUGUGAUGAGGUCACCCUCACCCAGGACCUUCUGCUCCCUAGCAGGGUCUGACGAAGAAACCGUCACCUUCCCGGGCAAAGCUGAGGGAUGCUAAGAGGCUGGCUUGAGAGGUGCCUCUGUUCUCUGCCAUGGGCCCCUUGCAGGGGUGGGUCACGCCAUCCAGGAGGCAUGGCUGUGGGGCCUGAGGGGCACUCAGCUGGCUUGGGUUGUGGUGAUGGGGGUCCUGAGGGUGAACUCACCCAGGCCAGCCUGGGAUCCUGAGCCACAGAGGCCUGCAGGAGACAGUACAGGACAUGAACCUUGGGGUACCUGCCAGGGCCCUCACUCACAUCCAGCACUCCCCACUACUGCAGGUCCAGCACCUAGCCAGGGCCCCCAGUCACAUCCAGCCUCCCCGCUGCCACAGGCCCAGCACCCUGGCAGACUCCUGUUGCUGCUGGGGAGGAUCCUGUCGCCACAUCCCAGGUCUGGAGGGUAUGACCUGCACCGUUUGUUCUUAGGAUCCUGCCCUGAGAAGAUGGCCUACUAUGGAAAAUGCAUUGAAACUGUCAUCGAGAAACUCGACAAAUUUACACCCAAGAGGGACAACCCUGAGCAGUUCCUACAGGCUGUGGCCAUCUCCCUGCAGGCUCUGAGUCCCCAGAUGCAGAGCUUUGUUUCGGAGGUGCUGUCUGGGUGCCUCGAGUACCGGAAGCUGCUGACCGUCGUGGUGGAUGCCUUCUACGUGGAGGAUGGCCGACUCUGCCUGCGGGUUGACCGCAGCCGCUUCAUGGUGAUCUGCUACCUAGCCACAUUCCUGCUGGAGGAACUCGGCUUCCAGCUGUUCUGUAACAUCAUCAAGUCCCAACCUGUGGAUAAGAUGUGCAAGUUCCUUAGGUUCUUCUUCAACCCCCUGCACCUGUGCUCGUGGAUCAAGGACGAGUGGAGCCUCAUCUACGAGCCGGCCCACGUGAAGGAGAACUGGCUCGACCCCCUGAUGAGAUGGCAGCCAAAGGUCCAGGAGUUGAUCAACCACCUGGAGGGCAUGUCUGCCAGUCAGUCCUCUCCUUUAAAGACCAAGGCCAAGGUCACAGAGCCCAAGGAAUUCAACCUGACUGCCCCCAGGCCUCGCACCAUUCCAGCGCCUGAGCCAGUCCCGGUCGUGGCCAAGCCAAGACCAGUCCCCCAGAGCACCUACCAGCCACCCAAGGAGCAGCAGCAGCUGGAGAUGGUCAAGAGGCACAACCGCCGAAAGGCCGAGGAGCUGCUGCUGAGGGCAAACAUUGAGGAACUGCGCUGCGCCAUGCCCAGGUCCUGCGGGGAGCCAGUGCAGGGCUCCAAGCAGCAGCUGCGGCUUCAAUUCCCACCCCGAAUCCGAAAGACUCCGAAGCUGACCUUCUAUAGGCCCGACAAUGUCCCGGUCAAGCUGAACACCACAGCCAUCCUGCGAGAAGGGGCCUUGUACCAGCGGCAGGUGGAGCAAGAGCUGCAGAGGGUUGAUAAGCUCGUGGAUGGGGCUGGGGACUUCUCUGAGUUCCUUGAGUGGCAGAAGAAGAUGCAGGCGAAGGACCGGGAAGAGCAGCUGGCUGCAAGCGAGUGCCGGCGGUUGCAAGGGAAGCUUAGCCAUGAGGAGGCCGUCCUGGCCCGGCAGAGCCUCAUGCAGGAGAACAAGCAGAGAGUGGAGCAGCAGAAGGAGCAGAUGGCCAAGCUGAUGCUGCAGCAUGCGGAGACACGGCUCCGGGAGGACAGGUCCAGGAAGCAGCUGGUGGAGCAGGUGAUAGAGGGGCAGAAGAACGUCAAGGCCGCCCAGACGAAGCUCGCGAAGGGCCGACGGCAGACAGUUCAGGAGGUGAUUGAGGAGAGUCGGGGGCUGCUGCGGCGCAGGGCGCAGGUGGCCCAGGAGGAGCAGCGGCGCCGUUGUGAACUCAUCUCCCAGCUGCGCGCACUCGAGACGCAGCCCACGCGCAAGGGCAAGCUCGUGGACCUGACCCAGACCCCUGGCUAUGGCCUGGAAGGAGAGAUGUCCAUAGUGGAGCUGCGGGAGCGGCUGGCCCUGCUCAAAGAGAAUCAGCAGCGCAAGGAAGAAGAAAAGCGGGAUCAAAUCAUUCAGGGCAAGCGCACCAAGAGCCAGGAACUGCAGAACACGGUGGAGCAGAUCUCGCUGUGCCGUGCAGCCAUGGGGAGAUCCGCAGCCUUGAGGUGGGAGGAGAAGAAGGCCCUUGCGGCGGCCCCGGAGGCGCCCUCGCAGGACGAGCGCGUGCAGCAGCUGCGGCGCAGGAUCUCGGAGAGGGCGGCCGAGCGCAGCAGGCAGGCGGCCUUGCUGCACGUGUCGGCGCCGCGGGCCGCGGGCCCCAAGCCCCGCGCGCAGCUAGAGGCGCAGCACUGGCUGGAGCUGGAGCGGAGCCGCGAGCGCAGGCUGCAGGCGCUGCAGCAGGGAGGCUCCGGACCGGGGCCCGCGCGCCGCCUAGAGGCCGCCUGA
This is a messenger RNA of Cercocebus atys (sooty mangabey), 3937 nucleotides long. It is a transcript of the gene CFAP99, whose product is annotated as cilia and flagella associated protein 99. The coding region runs from base 1694 to 3937 and encodes 747 amino acids. The transcript is spliced from 15 exons. The record is from RefSeq and is a predicted model, not a curated record. NCBI's taxonomy places the organism in Eukaryota, Metazoa, Chordata, Mammalia, Primates, Cercopithecidae.